Messenger RNA from Ostreococcus lucimarinus CCE9901, 1029 nucleotides. RefSeq lists its product with no specific name. The record is from RefSeq and is a predicted model, not a curated record. Gene Ontology annotation, molecular function: microtubule binding; microtubule motor activity; ATP binding. The transcript has a single exon. The annotation marks the transcript as partial. Gene Ontology annotation, biological process: mitotic spindle organization; microtubule-based movement. Lineage: Eukaryota; Viridiplantae; Chlorophyta; Mamiellophyceae; Mamiellales; Bathycoccaceae.
GUGAAGGCGUUGUUGAUGAAGACGUUGGAUGGGUACGCGAGCGCCGUGUUCGCGUACGGGCAGACUGGUAGCGGAAAGACGUACACGAUGUUGGGACGCGCGGGGGCGCGACGCGGGGCGAGCGAGAGCGCGUCGUCGACGCGCGACGACGUCGAGACGGCGUCGACCUCGUCGCCGACGAUGAAUGACGUCGGAUCGGACGAUGGUCUUAUUGGGCGCUCGAUCGAGUACUUGUUCGACGCGCUCGGGCGCGAGGCUGCGGGUGGUGGGGAAAAGGCGCCGACGAAGGUCGUCGUCUCCGUCACGAGUUACGAGAUUUACAAGGAGAAAGUCAUCGAUUUGCUGGCGGACGAGUCGUCGAAAUCGCUUCGCGUGCGUUGGCGAAGCCGUGAUGGGUUCUAUGUUCCAAAUCUCUCGCGACGGGAGUGCGCGAACGCCGGCGAAGCUUUGGAUUGCGUGCGCGAGGGCGCCGCCAGACGCCGCGUGCGAUCGCACAAGAUGAACGCCGAGAGCUCGCGCUCGCACGCCGUGCUCACCGUGCACGUCGAGCGCUACUUUGGAGCGCCGCGCGCGAACGGUGGUGGUGAUCGCGACGAUGACGUCGGCGCUUCUUGCGAUGAUUCCGGAGAUGUGGAGAUCACGCGCGGGAAAAUGACUUUCGUGGAUUUGGCUGGGAGCGAACGUUUAAAGCACAGCGGGAGCGAAGACGCCGGUUCGCGAGAGACGAGCCUGAUCAACAAGAGUCUUUUCGCGCUCGGCAAAGUGAUAUCGAUUCUCGCCGACGAAUCGCGAGAUGCCAAAGCCACGACACCACACGUGCCGUAUCGCGACAGCAAGCUCACGAAACUUUUGAUGGAUUCGCUCGGCGGUCGCUCUCUGACGCUCAUGAUCGCCUGCUGCUCUGCCAACGAGCGACACGUGGAAGAGACCAUCCGCACGCUUCAAUACGCCGCGCGCGUGACGUCCAUAGUGAACAUUCCCGAGUCGAACACAUCUCGCACCACCGAAACCAUCGACGCGCGCGCGUCU